AUGGCGAGCAGUCCUCCCGGCGCUGCGACCUCGCCGCCCCCGACUGGCCCGCAGCUCGCCCUUCCCAAGAAGCGCCCCUCCACCCACCCUCUGCGCCAGACUUCCUUCCCACCGCCAGACCGUCCAGCACGUGAAUAUAGUCCCGACACGCAAGCCUCGCAAGCCGCCUACUCGCCCGUCUCUCGCCGCAGCGAUAGUCUCGACAUUGACGAUGAGAUCAACAGCGUCGUGAGCGGCCGCACCAGCACCACUACCAACAAGAAAGACCGCGCCAACAAGACCAAGAAGGUCGGUAAGGUCGGUCGUCCGCCAAAGAACCGCGCCGACACGGCUAGCCUCAUCGACGGCGACGCCGGUCGCAAGGCCUCCUCAACCCAACCUGGCAACAACGACGAUGGUCCUGGGGAUGACGCCAACAGUGAAGACGACGAAGACGGCGGCGACGACGUCAACACCCUCGAAGGCGGCAAACUCACAAAAGCCGCCAUGGACGCAGAGAAAGAGCGCAAGGCCAUGUUUAGCACACACAUCCACCCCGCUCAUGCCGAAAUCUACGAAACCUGGAAUCGCAUACAUCUGAAAAAGGAGGUCGUCCGUCGACUCGCCAACCAAACCCUGUCGCAAUCCGUGCCCGCCAGCGUCGUCACCACCAUAAACUCAUACACCAAAAUCUUUGUCGGAGAGAUUGUCGAUCGCGCAAGAGAGGUCCAGAAGGAGUGGCUCGCUGCUGCCGAAACACUACCCACAGGCGACAAGAACGAGCAAGCUUUCGGCAAAGAUGGGGAGGGCGAACCAAGGGUCAGUGAGCGCGAUAGAGGUCCGCUGCUACCUGACCAUCUGCGUGAAGCACUCCGAAGAUACAAGCACGACAGAUCUGGAGGUGCUGUCGGCUUUACUGGCAUCAGUCUGGAAGGUAGAGAAUCUGCUGCUGUGAGAAACGGCGGUAGAAAGCUGUUUAGAUGA
This is a messenger RNA of Aureobasidium uvarum, 963 nucleotides long. The record is from the annotation of a GenBank genome assembly. Lineage: Eukaryota; Fungi; Ascomycota; Dothideomycetes; Dothideales; Saccotheciaceae.